Molecule: messenger RNA, 3729 nt
Organism: Heterotrigona itama
Lineage: Eukaryota; Metazoa; Arthropoda; Insecta; Hymenoptera; Apidae
Source: the annotation of a GenBank genome assembly
CUUUUCUUUUUUGUCAAAUUUUUCACGCCAAUGAGAAUUGACAAGGUUAGACCAGGUCAGGUUAGAAGUUUGAAAGAUCGUCAUUCUACAGACGGGCACGAUGAGAAACGUCGUCGACGACAGUCAUCGCUUUUAGGGAAGUGGGCGAAGAAAUUGACCAGAUUUUUUUUGCCCUGUGAAGCACGCCUGUUGUUACUAAGCGUUAACUUUACAUAUGUAUGUUACGUCGCACUAAUGACAUACUUCACGUAUAUUGUCACGCUUUCUCAAAGGUUUCAAUAUCAUAUAAAAUAACAUAUGGACAGUAUAGUGACUGAACUUCGAUACGUACAUGUGUAUAUGUACAUAUAUGUACGUAUUUUGUUACUAUGUAUCACAGUUUUGAUAACAUGUGUAAGAAAAUUAUAGUCAAACAGAGUUAAAGUGGACACAUCGAAUCGCUACACCUUAGCCCGAAGGGUGAUUUGACGAGAAGUUACACGGCACAUAUGUUCGCCACUGUGGAAGAAAAUCAGCGUCACUCGCUGCGAAAAGCGUAGCUUCCCUGUUACACGUAAAGUAGAGAAAAAAUCGGCUUCGAUUUCGGCUUCCGUUUGAUUAUCACACGUUCGAGAACGACUAUGAUAAAUGAGUACCUUAAAAGAUCAAGAUCCCGAUUACGGGCCGUCCGACGCAAGUGAUGAGAAACAUCAACGAAUUUUCGAAGAAAAUGCACGAAGCAGCACAGCGAGAAAGAUAACCGCCAUCAUCGAAAAGGAAUUUUGUCAGGAGAUCAAUGCAAAGGAGAAAGAGGUUCUGGAGAUACAAGAAAGAUUGCACAGGGCAUCAAAGAUCAUUCAUCUGUUACGUUACGUUAUCGUUGCUGACUUUUACAAUCGCAAACAAUGCCACAAUUCACAGAAUGGAGAGCCAAAGCAAACGCAAAUUCAUCCUGCAAUAAAACAACUGAUCGGCAAAUCACCCAAGUUAACCGACAGUUCAACUGCAUCUGCGUCCAACAGUGAUCUCGCCGCGUCACAAUCAGUCUCAACGUCCUCGUCUAGCAUCAUUGAUGGUAGAACGAAACAAAUUUCCAAGCAGUGUCGAUUAGAGAAAAGGGACAAUGAGGCACACGAUGAAGACUCACGGCCAAAAAAGAUCCCUCGUUACAUCCCGCCAAAAAGUGGAAUACCCGAAUCCCAAUGUCCGUCGAGAGGCACCAGACACAAAACGAGGAAACGCAUAAUCAUUGGAAACAUCUCGAAGUGGAUCCCUCCGGAGUGGAGGGAAGACGCAGCUAGUCACAAAUGGACAAUGUACGUCAGAGGGGACAAAGAGAAUCCUGAUAUUAGCGGUUUUGUCAGCAAGGUCAGAUUCUUUUUACACCCGAGUUACAGGCCCAACGACGUUGUCGAGGUUACGUCAGCACCGUUCUGCCUCUCGAGACGAGGUUGGGGUGAAUUCCCGUUGAGAGUGCAACUGCACUUUAAAAGCGCUCUCAACAAACCAAUGGACAUAAUACAUCAUCUGAAACUGGAUCGCACUUAUACCGGCUUGCAAACUUUAGGAUCUGAGACACUUGUCGAUAUAUGGAUCUACGUGGAUUCUCGAAAUUCCAGGCGAAACGCGGGGAGAGCUGCGAGUCAAGAUAUCAACGAGAGCGACCGUGAUUGCAAGGUAAAGCUAGAAAACUACGAAGAUCCGAAUCUUCUGUCUGAUUUCACGAGUAAUGUAAGCUUGAACGAAAUGUCAAGAUUAGGACAAGACAAGAACGGUGAGGUGACAGUCAAGAAGGAAUUUUCGGAGGAUGUGGAAAUUGAAGAUUUAAUAAACGCGAAGAAACUGCUGUUCUGUAUAGAACUUGAUCACGAUUACUGUGGCUCCAAGUAUUUAAAUGACUCCGACAGAAAUUUAACUAUCGAUCACACGUCGGUAACAUCAUGGCAUAAAGAAGAUACAGAAGAGCAUCCUGAAACUAACAACGUAGUAACAAAUGAAUCUUUAAUCAACGGAUGUUUGACGAAUGUAAAAGUAAAGGAGGAACUGGUAGACACUGACAUACCUUUAUCAAACGAAGUUGAUCUGAAUCCAUCGAAAGUAGUUCCUCUAAGUUGUUCCAGGAUCCAUCCGAAUUUCCGCCCAUUGGAAAUUUCUAUCCCUCCGUUAUUUGAACCAUCUGGAAACAAACAUGUUUUAGUCAUCCAAAACAAUAAAACGAUACCUGUUGACAUUGCAGGUGCGGAUUAUGCUCGUUGUAACGACCCAACAAAGUCGAAGACAAAUAUAGCCGCGUCUCGCGGUGUUAGUUUGUUGAAAAAGCCCGCAGCCGCAGAAGCCAAAGUCCAAGUGAGAAAUCUCAACGGAGCAAAGAUGCAACAAGGAGCGAAGCUUCAAAUUCCCAAGGGUGUUCUCCUAAAUGUAAAUUCCAACGUGCCGGUGCUGAAAAUAGCUGAGAAGAGAAACUUGUCAAACGAGGUUUGUAUUUCCAGUAUUGAGAAAGAAUCAGUCACCGAGCAAACGUUGAAAGCGAACAAUCAAGAGUUGAAAGAGUGCAAGUCGUCGCGUCAGAAGAUCACCUUAGGCAAAGACAACUACAAGCUUCAGAGUAAAAAGGAGCUGUACGAUCAAGUUUUCCAGGCAAUCGAGGUUGCAAAUAUUCGAAAUGUUCAGGGCCUGCUGCGAUUCAUUAUCAGAAGAAUGCCAAUGAUAACUUGGGACGCAUUUGACACCGAUUACAGACGUCUCCAUCCUUAUGCCUGCGUGAGCAAGGAGGAAUAUUUUAGCUACAGUGUAGCGAAGCGGAAUGCCUGCGAGUGGAAUCGAGCAAAAAUGAUACGUCAUUUCCUGAGGAGGUCAUUCACAGAGGAGGAAUUAUGGAGCAUCAAGGAAAUAAUGAUCUGGGCAAGACUGCACGGUUACACGCCCCUUUGUUCAAGUUUUAACGUACGGUCGAUGAAACAGCAGAAAAGUUUACCUGACUCCACCAAAAGCAUUUCUACGUACACGCAGCCCAAUGCUUUUUACAAGUGGCUUGAAAUUCAUCCGAGUCAAUCGAACGACAAUUUAUUCGACUGUGACUCGCGUUACUCCAAUGAGCUGGACAUUGAGGUUGAUGUGGUAAAUACUGAUAAUACACUAGAAAACAAAAAAAGACUAAAAGAAAAGAGGGAGAGCAAGGAAUUUACAAACGCAACAAUUACAGUAUUGGAACUCGAGAAGAGAUUGGUGCCGUUUUACGAUUUUGUUUGCGAAACUGCCAGGGAAAUUGGUAUCAAGUUAAUCUCCGAAGAAAUCGUGCCCACUGUUGUACACUGCGCAGCUGGACGAAUGAUAAUGCGAAUAUCCGAAGGUGAUCGUUUUGGACGAUGUACGUGGAGCUCUUUUAAACCGCGAAGAAUUUGAUAUUUUUACAAAUCAUGGAUUAGCCUCGAAGCAUCGAUUAACAGCUGCAGAUUAAUUUAUAAAUAUAUAAAAUCUAGAAAAUUUAAUUAUGACUGGAAAAUUCAUUGAUAUUAAGAAAAUUUUUUAAAUUCAUUUAAGCAAUAUGGAUCUGCUGCGCUCCAAUACAGUUCCGAAAACGGAAACCUCGCACAUGUACAAAUUUAUAAUUUUGAAUAAAGUAUAUGAAAUUUUGUACAAAUCAGUAGGUUUUCGAUAAUGCUUAAAAUUGUUGGUAUUUGACCUCUUCUUGUCUCUGCAUGUAAUUGAGUUAACAUCAACCAUGCUUCGUCUUUUGUAUCUUCUUUCAAA